AUGGCUCAAACUAUGGGCACCUUGACAGGACCAGCAAAAUUGGCUGCAGUGACCGACCUUCUGGACAGAUUGAGUAAAGAUCUGGAGACAAUCAGUCUUCUGCCGCAUCAGCGUGACGCUGCACUAGAAGAGCUCAAGGUAUACGGAAGGGACCCCAGAAAUGCAGAUCCUAUUUUCACGAAACAUGGAAUUGAGACUUUGUCGAGGCAUGCGUUCAACAGCCCUUCAAGUACAACGUCCAGGAACGCUCUCCGUUGUCUCUGCAAUGCAUUGUUACUCAACGCGGAUACCCGCCAGAUCUUUGCUGAUCUCAACUACGAAUCGAAAGCUUGCAACAAAUUAAAGAAUGACAACCGAGACGAUGAAUUCCUUAUCUCGAGAAUUAUUUUUUUGACCACAUAUGCCAAAGUAGACUUACAUGACUUGAUUGACAAGCAUCACAUCGGCGAGGCCAUCAUCAAGAACCUGGAACGGCAUGCCAAACGCGUCACGAUUGGAGCACCGUCAAUCGACCCCAUGGAAGGGAUGGCUUUAAUCGAAACGCUUAAGCUACUAUUUAACAUAUCCCACUACUGCAAGGAUCGGACAUCAGAAUUUACUGCGGCUGUUCCUCACAUCAUUACACUUAUCUGUCAAGGAUCUUAUCCGACGAGUAAACCACUUGAUGCGCCCGUGGUUUCUCUGGUCAACGCCUUGUUGAACCUCGAUAUUGGGGCAAAGGAAGUUCAGGCAUCACUUUAUCCUCCGGCUGAAGCGACACAGCUAUCAGACCGCUUGAUCGGCCUACUCAAGGCAUCAAGCAAAGUAUACAACAACGAGGAACUCGAGAAUACAGUUACUGCUCUGAUUGGUGUCAUACGAGGACUUCAUGAGUAUGCUCCAGAGGAUGUUAAAACAUCACUGCGAGCCUCUCUGCUGCCAACAGAAGAUGAUCGCAAGGAAGUAUUGGGUCGAAGCCCUACAAUAGCGUCAUGGCUGCUUCGAAACUCUACGAACCCUGUCACGCCGCAACUACGCGAGGCCAUUUCCGAUCUCCUCUUCGACAUGUCCGACAAAGAUUCGUCCAAGUUUGUCCAAAACGUUGGGUAUGGCUUCGCUGCCGGGUUUCUCUUCAGUAGAGGACUUCCCGUGCCGCAGAAUGCGCAAGAGGGCUUUGCUGAUGCCGAUGUCGAGUCUCGUCCGGUAAAUCCUAUCACUGGCCAAUUCCUGGACGCGGAAAUACACCCAAAUAUCCCUGAAAUGACCGAGGAUGAGAAAGAAAGAGAGGCAGAGCGGCUAUUUGUCUUGUUCGAGAGGUUGAGAGCCAAUGGCGUAAUUUCUGCAGAGAAUCCGGUGCGGGUAGCCCAGCAAUCAGGACGGUUCGAGGAGCUACCCGAUGAUUACGAAGAAGAGGACGACGACUAG
This is a messenger RNA of Truncatella angustata, 1404 nucleotides long. RefSeq names its product guanine nucleotide exchange factor. The record is from RefSeq and is a predicted model, not a curated record. Gene Ontology annotation, biological process: G protein-coupled receptor signaling pathway. The transcript has 5 exons. Gene Ontology annotation, cellular component: cytoplasm. Gene Ontology annotation, molecular function: guanyl-nucleotide exchange factor activity; G-protein alpha-subunit binding. Bases 1 to 1404 code for a protein of 467 amino acids. NCBI's taxonomy places the organism in Eukaryota, Fungi, Ascomycota, Sordariomycetes, Amphisphaeriales, Sporocadaceae.